Pezoporus flaviventris is the source of this 1384-nucleotide messenger RNA. RefSeq names its product dual specificity protein phosphatase 13B-like. Gene Ontology annotation, cellular component: cytoplasm. Gene Ontology annotation, molecular function: MAP kinase phosphatase activity; protein tyrosine/serine/threonine phosphatase activity. NCBI's taxonomy places the organism in Eukaryota, Metazoa, Chordata, Aves, Psittaciformes, Psittacidae. The transcript is spliced from 3 exons. Gene Ontology annotation, biological process: protein dephosphorylation; negative regulation of MAPK cascade. The record is from RefSeq and is a predicted model, not a curated record. The coding region runs from base 538 to 1164 and encodes 208 amino acids.
CUGGCAUAUCAAGGGCUGGGCUGCUCCACUGCAAUAACAACAGUGUCUACAAUUCCACAUAGUAUGAACUUUCCCACUUCCUAUAAAAAAUAUAAUCUUUAAAAAUAUAAUAAUGAACUUUUAAUCAAGAGUUUGUCAUACCUAGAAAGAGAAGUUGGGCAGUCAGGUCAAAAUAAGCCGCCUUAGGCCUUGAGCCUCAUGGUUUGCAAAAGCUUUCGCUUCCAAUUUACCAUAAUAAUGUAAAACCUUACUUUAGAAGCACAGGCACUGAAAUCACAGCAUGGGACUAUGAGCCACUGGAUUGUCAUUGUUUAGAUUGCAACAGUAUUCCCAAGUCCAGCUGUGGCCUCUACUGUGAUAAGCUGUCAAUGUACAAGAGAAAGACACUAUCAGCCCCUGAGGUUGCCCUCUCACUUGCUGUGAGCCACUGUAACUGUGGGCAAGCUUUGUGAGGGGAUAGGGGAAGGCGAGAGGAAGAGAGGGCCAUCUCAGAGAUGCCUCUGGCUUGCGGUGAAUGUCUGCCCUCCACCCUUCAGGAUGGCCUGGUACACCCUGUGCAGCGGGGACUUGCUGCACCCCAGGAUAAGGAGUACCUCAAGCCGGACGCCUGGCAGCUGGAGCCAUCCUGGAAUGCUGUCCCUGGAGGAGCUGCGGUGCCUGCUCUGGAAACACAUCCCCUCCACAGGGCACGUGGAUGAAGUCUGGCCAAACCUUUACCUGGGAGACCUGCACAUCGCUCGUGACAAAGAGCAGCUGAGCCGAAUGGGCAUCUCCCAUGUUGUGAAUGCCGUUGCCAGGCGAUCUCACAUCGAGACUGGACCCGAGUUCUACAAAGACCUGCCUGUGGAUUACUAUGGAGUAGAAGCGGAGGACAACCCAAACUUUGAUCUCAGCAUUUACUUCUACCCAGUUGCUCAACACAUAAAAGCAGCGCUGAAUUCCCCAAGAGGCAAAGUACUAGUUCACUGCGGAAUGGGAAUCAGUCGAUCUGCAACUCUUGUCCUCGCUUUCUUAAUGAUCUGUGAAGAUAUGUCCCUUGCUGAUGCAAUUCAGACUGUGCGUUCACACAGAGGGAUCUGCCCCAACUCCGGCUUCCUCAAGCAGCUUUGGGAGUUGGAUCUCCGGUUAGGAAGGAGGCAAGGCAGAAGAGCAGCACUCUGCUAGUGCCAAGGGGACAUGGCUCUUGGCACCAUACUGAGAGAUGCUGCCCUCACUGAAGACAAUGCAAGGAUGCUGUCAAGACUACUCCAUCCAUAGCUGCUGCACUAAGAAACACCCUGGGAGAUGGCUGAGCAUGUACAAGCUCAUAGGAAUUUAGUAUGUGUUUUUUGGAUAAGCCUACUAAUUAGAAAGAAAAUGAAAUAAAAAAGGAUUCAAACUGGCA